Molecule: messenger RNA, 1611 nt
Organism: Aspergillus oryzae RIB40
Lineage: Eukaryota; Fungi; Ascomycota; Eurotiomycetes; Eurotiales; Aspergillaceae
Exons: 4
Coding region: 1-1611 (536 amino acids)
Molecular function (GO): carboxylic ester hydrolase activity
Source: RefSeq, a predicted model, not a curated record
AUGGCUUACUCUAUUCUCCAAAUUGCACUGGCAACACUGUUAGGUUACUUUGUUCUAGUUGACGCAGCGAUAAUCCAGCAGACAAGGGCCGAAGCGCACCCGCCCAAGGCGAAAGUCCAGAAUGGUACAUAUGUUGGUGUUCAUAAUGAUCACUAUAAUAUUGACUAUUUCCUGGGGAUUCCAUUUGCUCAGCCGCCGAUUGGGAUCUUACGCUUGGCACCGCCGGUCUCUCUCAACUCCUCGUUCUCGGGCACACGCAAUGCCACGAACCUGCAACCAGUAUGUGUCCAGUUUCAGCUAACGGCAGAAAAUAAACCUCAGACAGCGACAAUUGACUGUGCCAUAUCUGAAGAUUGCCUAACUCUUAAUGUGUACCGACCAUCUAACUGCGGAGAUCAGAAGCUACCUGUGCUAGUAUGGAUAUAUGGAGGAGGUUACACGCAGGGCAGCAAUAGUGAUCCCAGGUACAACCUAACAUUCAUUGUGAACAAGUCAGUCAAAAUGGGCAAACCGAUUAUUGCAGUGGCAAUCAACUACCGUCUCAAUGGAUUUGGCUUUCUGGGUGGUCCUGUUAUCCAAGAGCAGGGCCUUACCAAUCUUGGUCUCCGGGACCAGCGCCUUGCACUUCAUUGGAUCCAGGAAAAUACUGCUGGUUUUGGAGGGGACAAAUCCAAGGUAACAAUAUGGGGCCAAUCUGCCGGUGCAGGUAGUGCUGGAUCGCAGCUACUCGCAUACGGUGGACGCAAUGACUCGCUAUUUCGGGCUGCUAUCGCGGACAGUGAUGGUCCCCUGGCCUUUAAAUCCCCUUCCAAUGCUACCCAGCUCCAGACCUGGGAAUCGAUUCUGAAUCUUACCGGUUGCUCAACUGCCUCGGACUCCAUGGCCUGUUUACGAGGUGUUAGUUCCGCCAACCUCUCCUACGCAGUCAACGCCUCAAGAGUAACCUUUAUGCCUAUCACCGACGGGGGUUUUGUGGAAACACAUAGCUCCGCACAGUUGCUAAAUGGCCAAUUUGUUCAAGUGCCACUCUUGACUGGAACCAACACGGAUGAAGGCACCAAUUUUGUCGGAUCUCCAUCUCAUAUUGGCGCCUUGCCAACCAUUGCUUAUCCAAACGAUACAUCGUUCCUGGACUAUAUCGGCCAGUCUAUCACAAAUACUACAGCUUCGGCAGCGGCACUGGCUGCUCUUUCCGUCCUAUACCCUGACAUUCCAGCUAUUGGCGUCCCACACUCCCACAAGGGUCGUUUAAACUCAACGUUUGGGUCUCAAUACGCACGUGUGGCCACUUUUGCUGGAGAUUUCAUGGCCCACCGUGACCGUCGACUAUCCGCUCAGAUGUGGUUUAAAUAUAACGUCCCUGUCUAUACCUACCGCUUCAAUCAAUGGCCCAUCGGAGGGCUUCCAGAUACAACUGGUACAACUCAUUUCACCGAAAUACCUCUAGUACAGGAUCAUGAAGUUCAAGAUGGCUACCUUGCACCCUGGUACCCGGCUGGUGGUGAGUUCACCAGUAUGGACAGCGACUUCUACGCCCUCGCUCGACUCAUGAAUAAGGCUCCUAUCCCUCCCCUCGUCACAUUUUUCCGCUGUUAUUUGAAGACUCCCUGA